Raphanus sativus (radish) is the source of this 1735-nucleotide messenger RNA. RefSeq names its product magnesium transporter MRS2-11, chloroplastic. Gene Ontology annotation, molecular function: magnesium ion transmembrane transporter activity. Lineage: Eukaryota; Viridiplantae; Streptophyta; Magnoliopsida; Brassicales; Brassicaceae. Gene Ontology annotation, biological process: magnesium ion transport. The coding region runs from base 69 to 1472 and encodes 467 amino acids. The transcript is spliced from 14 exons. The record is from RefSeq and is a predicted model, not a curated record.
GCACUUCUCAUCUAAAUUUACCCUUAAGCUAGCCAAGACGAAGAAUCUCUCCAACAAGAAGAACAAGAAUGGCGUUAACUCCAUCGACACUCACUUCUCGUGUAAAUAUGUCCGAUCAUCCUCCUUCCUCUCUUCAUUUUCUUCUUCCUCGUGGAUCAUCCUUUCCUUCUUCCUUUUCCCUCCACUUAUCCGCGCUGAAUAGAUCUAUGAUCUGCUUUGAGGCCCUCAAGGUUCUGUCCAGAUCCAAGUGUUUUGCCAAAUCUCCCACAACUGCAGAGGAAUUCGUCGGCGAUUACGAUUCUCUGAACGUUGGCGGCGGCGAAGACGACGACGGUAGCAGCGGUGACGAUGGAGAUAAUAACGGAGGAGGAAGAGAGGAUGCAAAGAAGAUCGAUUCUUCUUCUUCUACUACUUCUACUUCUACUUCUACUGUAUCCUCCUCAAGUGAUUCUACUUCGCUGGGGAUUCGUGAGCCUGUUUAUGAGGUUGUUGAAGUGACGGCGACGGGAGCAAUAUCUACAAGGAAGAUUAGCAGACGACAGCUUCUCAAAUCCAGUGGUCUUCGCCCACGAGAUAUCAGAAGUGUUGAUCCUUCAUUGUUUAUGACAAACUCCGUGCCAUCUCUUUUGGUACGUGAACAUGCAAUUCUACUUAAUUUGGGAUCUCUACGAGCAAUUGCAAUGCGAGACCGUGUCCUUAUCUUUGAUUAUAACCGGAGAGGAGGAAGGGCAUUUGUUGAUACAUUGAUGCCUCGGAUCAACCCAAGAAGUAUGAAUGGAGGUCCCUCCAUGCCUUUUGAACUCGAGGUUGUUGAAUCGGCGCUAAUCUCAAGGAUACAGCGGUUAGAGCAAAGGCUUAUGGAUAUAGAACCCCGUGUCCAAGCUCUUCUUGAGGUUUUGCCCAACCGCUUAACUGCUGAUAUAUUGGAGGAACUUCGUAUCAGCAAACAAAGACUGGUUGAGUUGGGUUCAAGAGCUGGAGCUCUUAGACAAAUGCUCCUUGAUCUCUUAGAGGAUCCACAUGAAAUACGCCGCAUAUGCAUCAUGGGAAGAAACUGCACACUUAAAAGAGGAAAUGACGAUAUGGAGUGUUCAUUGCCCUUAGAUAAGCAGAUUGCUGAAGAAGAAGAGGAGGAAAUUGAAAUGCUCUUGGAGAACUAUCUGCAAAGAUGCGAGUCAUGCCAUGGUCAAGCAGAAAGACUUUUGGAUUCUGCAAAGGAAAUGGAAGAUUCAAUUGCUGUCAAUCUAAGUUCUCGGAGGCUUGAAGUCAGCAGGUUCGAGCUGCUUCUUCAGGUCGGAACAUUUUGUGUUGCAGUUGGUGCUCUCAUCGCAGGUAUAUUUGGCAUGAACUUGAGGUCAUAUCUUGAAGAGCAACCUUUUGCAUUCUGGCUAACAACGUGCGGAAUCAUCAUAGGCGCUGCAGUAGGCUUCUUCCUCAUGUAUUCCUAUCUCCGUAGACGCAGAAUCUUUUGAACCUCAAAUGAUAAAAACGGUGAAAGAAGAGGUGACAAUCCGUGAAGAAAGAGACUUUUAUCACACAAUGUGGCAUUAGAGAGCCUUACUAGAAAGUUACUUAGAGACCGGUGAUUUCGUAAAAUGUCUGAUAAAAAUUUAUUGUGUGGUCUCCGUUGAACCUCGAUGAACUUUGAGUUGCCAUCAUUGCUUACGCUCUGCACAACACUAUUUGGUAAUGUUGAAUAAAUGAAUCAUAUCAAUUGGUUCGAAAGCGAAUGAAA